AAGCUUUAGGACAGAGAGAGGAGAGACAGGAGUACCGAGAUAGAGUGAAAUAGCUGCAGGGAGAAAGUGUAGGGCUCGACAUAUUUUAUAUUGUCAGGAACUCAUACAAGCAAGUCAAAUAUAUAGAUAUAUAAAGAACGUUACUGCCAAGCGUCCAGGUGUCUAACUGAGAAAGAUUAUAACAGUGUUAUUCUGCACAGGGAUAUAAAAUGUCGUCUCCAAGUCCGGGUAAAAGGCGAAUGGAUACCGACGUGGUGAAACUUAUUGAAAGUAAACAUGAAGUUACCAUCCUGGGAGGACUCAAUGAAUUUGUAGUGAAGUUUUAUGGACCACAAGGAACGCCGUAUGAAGGGGGUGUGUGGAAAGUACGAGUAGACCUACCCGACAAAUAUCCAUUUAAAUCUCCAUCUAUAGGAUUUAUGAAUAAAAUUUUUCAUCCCAACAUUGAUGAAGCGUCAGGAACUGUGUGUCUAGAUGUAAUUAACCAAACAUGGACAGCACUCUAUGAUCUGACCAAUAUAUUUGAAUCGUUCCUGCCCCAGCUGCUUGCAUAUCCUAAUCCUAUAGAUCCUCUAAAUGGGGAUGCUGCAGCCAUGUACCUCCACCGACCAGAGGAAUACAAACAAAAAAUUAAAGAAUACAUCCAGAAAUAUGCAACAGAGGAGGCCCUGAAGGAGCAAGAGGAGGGCGCUGGGGACAGCUCGUCCGAGAGCUCAAUGUCUGACUUUUCAGAAGAUGAGGCCCAGGAUAUGGAAUUGUAGUAAAGAGAGAGACCCUUAACAGAACAGAGACUAUGAUUUCCUAACCAUGAGAAGCAGACUAGAAUAUUCAUAUUUAAACAAGGCAAUGUUUUUUUGUGUUUUUGUUUUUUUUUAUUACUAAACAAGGAUUUUUAUGGAUAUAGCAUCGGCGUAUGUCUCACCCUCCUAGAUGUUCUUCAUUUGUCGUUUCUCAACCUAAGGCGCAUAGCAUUCCCACAUUCCACUUUGGUAGCUGCAUUGCCUGAAUGCAUGUGAUGAUCACUGUAUCCUGUUGGUCAACCUAAACCGUGUGUGACUGAACUCUGUAGAACAAAAUGGACACGUCGGUAGACAAGGCCAAGAGACGGCAUCCCUUUCUAUGUGACCAAUGCAUCAAGAGAAUUUUGGAUGUUGUUACUGGUAGUCGCAUCAUGGCUAUUAAUAUGUGAAGCUUCCAGUUACAUUUUUUUUUUUUUUUUUUUAAGACCUUUAAUUGUGUAAAGCUGAUUGGGUAAUUAAACACUUAGGUAGGAACAUAGCUGGUUGCUGCCUUGCAACAUAUGAUUAUUAGAAUUGCAAUUGGUGGCUGUUUUAUUUUUUUGUUUCAUAGCACAGUGAUUGCCGUUCAAGAGAAAAACUGUAGCUUCAAGAACAUUUUCAUAAAGCUGACUUUUUGCCUUCCAUUGAAAAUUUGUCAAAAGCUACCAUUGUUUAAAAUAGUCUAUUUUUUAUAUUUACCAAUCUGGGCAGGAUUUAAAACCCAUGUCUUUAAGGAGGGGUAUGGUUAAAAACUACCGAUGUGAUGUAAGUUUCAGACUGAACACAAAAGUGUGUUUUGUUUUAUUUUAUAUAUAUUAUUAGUAGCCAGUACAUCUGUCCACUGUUUGUCAAAAGUUUAGGUUUUUUUUUUUUGUUUUAUAAACAUUUGACAAAAGACAAGUGUCAAAUAAUUUACCAGUCACAGUUUCUAUCGGUAGUAAAAUGAUGCAAACAUUACCAGCCAAUAUUUUGUAUUAUUAGUUCUACCUUGUUUCCUUUUUCCUUUUAUUUUUUAAAGCUUAAUAAAAUGUAUUUGACCCCAGCUGGGAGUCCAGAUUGGCUGGUCUUCAGGCUUCUCCAGGACUAGGAUGACAGAGGUGGAUUCAGAAUUUUUAAAAUGCUCCACAGUCUGAUAGAGUUGCUCCUCAAGAUGUUGAGAAUCGCAGUGUAAGAGAUUAACAUUUGGGGGACAGGGGACGGACGACAUCUUUUAAAUAGUACGUGACAUCACACUUUUUUUUUAAUUUCAGUCAUUUUAUAAUUUGUAUAUUUAAAUAUGUGUUGGCCACAGAGCGACUGGGAGACAAAUAUUCAGUAGUAUCCAUAAAGCACAAUAUAUUUUGGUUCUACUUAUUUAAGAAAAGUAGAAUUCAGAUUGCGUUUGCAUGUUUUCUUUAAAAAAAAAAAAAAACUUGUUUUAUUGUGACAUGUCACAGAGUUAUGUAGGGCUGUGGUGAGCUAGUAUUCUUUUUUUAAACAAUCUAGUGGCUUCAGUUGGAAGGAUAGAGUUAAGUAUGUAAGAUGUAGUUGUAAACUUGAUUACUCUUGAGGAGCAGGUGGUACUUGCAGGGGGAGUCCGAUUUUGCUGGUUCUUUAACUUGCUUACCUUAUCAACUUGCCUGUCGCUUGUGUGUUGGCUUUUUUAGGGAUAGUUAGUAUGCUGGGUGGUGAUUUUCAAAAUAAAAUGUAUGCACAUUAAAACUUACAGGUGUAGCUUGUUUGAGCGACUGACCUGAAUAAUGGGCCCUUUUAAAGGUUACUGUUUUCAUUAAUUUCAAGAUGUGGUUGGAAAACACUAUUCCAAAGAUUUAUCAAUGCCUGCCCCUUCCUUGGACAGUUGCUACAGAAUGGUAUUUCAACAGAAAUCUGUGGCAUGACAGACUAUACUGAUAAACUGCCUCCAUGUUGGCGCAUAUAUAUGUGUGUGUUUACAAAAUUCUUUCCCACCUUGGAUUAAAGGAUAACUUUGUUUUCAGGGUUCUUUUGAGGUCUAAUCAUUAACACGAUUCAUUUGUAAACUCAUCUUAAAAGCAGCUAAGCUGAAUGGUCACAAAUAGGUCAUUGCUGUGGAAAUGUAAACUGUCAAAGUGAAUCUGUUGCAUUCUGUUUGGAGUUCUGUACAUGGAUGCAUUCAAAACUCUUUUUUGGGACAUGUUAUCAGGAAACUGCAGUUACUCCCCUAUAAAACAAGAUGACAUGCCUAGCAUGCAAAAUUCACUGUACAUUUUGGGUCAAAUAGUUUGCUUUUCAAGUUAUGAUUUUACAGGAUUUUGGGCUGUCGUGUAUCUAAAACAACUCUUGUUCAUGGACACUGAAGUUGGAGCAGAGCGAUAAAAUCUGGUUUCUUCACCUUUUAUAUAUUUCAAAGGAUUAAAUUUAAUCUCAAUGGAUACAGUAUUGUAUUACGUGCAAAGGACAAACUGAAAACAAAAAUGCUCAUGGAGGCAUCUCAUAUUUUUUAUAGUUAAAAAUACCUGCAUUAAGACUAAGAUCCAGAUGUGUUCCCUAAGAAAUAAACAUGCUGUGCUGUACUAUCAAACAGUGGAAGUACUUUUCCUGCAGAUUUUUUUUUUGU
Molecule: messenger RNA, 3354 nt
Organism: Polyodon spathula (Mississippi paddlefish)
Lineage: Eukaryota; Metazoa; Chordata; Actinopteri; Acipenseriformes; Polyodontidae
Product: ubiquitin-conjugating enzyme E2 H
Exons: 7
Coding region: 210-761 (183 amino acids)
Biological process (GO): ubiquitin-dependent protein catabolic process; protein polyubiquitination
Cellular component (GO): nucleus
Molecular function (GO): ubiquitin conjugating enzyme activity
Source: RefSeq, a predicted model, not a curated record